AUGAGGGGAGAGGUAAGGUUGGCCGGUCUGGAUGCUUCCGUAACCACUGAAGAACUUAUCGAGGCAGUUGCCAGGGCGGGUGGUUGUGAGGCGGCUAACGUCCGCCUAGGCUCAUUCAGACUGGCAAGAAAUGGAAUGAGGACGGUCUGGCUGCAGUGCCCCCUGGAAGCGGCAACCAGACUUGCAGAAACUGGAAAGAUUAGAGCUGGAUGGUCCACGGCACUUGUAGCGCUGUUGAAAAGGAGGCCCCUCCAGUGCUUCAAGUGCUUUGCCACGGGUCACGUUAGGGAUAACUGCCCAAGCGAAAUUGAUAGAGCUAACAACUGUUUCAACUGUGGCGAGCCUGGCCACACCAUGAGGGAAUGCGGUGGCCCACCGCGGUGCCCGCUGUGCAAAGAGAAGGGCCUGCGAUACGACCACAGAGCGGGAUCCGAGGUCUGUCCGCCAUGCCCACCAAGAAGGACCCAGAGUGGGAGCCCAAGGCGCGGAAAAGUUCAGGCCAAUCGGAGUAAUGUGGCCGAAGAACAGAGGACUAAAUAA
This is a messenger RNA of Wasmannia auropunctata (little fire ant), 540 nucleotides long. RefSeq lists its product as uncharacterized. The transcript has a single exon. The record is from RefSeq and is a predicted model, not a curated record. Gene Ontology annotation, molecular function: zinc ion binding; nucleic acid binding. Lineage: Eukaryota; Metazoa; Arthropoda; Insecta; Hymenoptera; Formicidae. The coding region runs from base 1 to 540 and encodes 179 amino acids.